This is a messenger RNA of Phytophthora infestans T30-4, 363 nucleotides long. RefSeq lists its product as uncharacterized. NCBI's taxonomy places the organism in Eukaryota, Oomycota, Peronosporomycetes, Peronosporales, Peronosporaceae. Bases 1 to 363 code for a protein of 120 amino acids. The record is from RefSeq and is a predicted model, not a curated record. The transcript is spliced from 3 exons.
AUGGCUUCUUUCCUGCUUGGCGACGAAUAUGCCUCCUCCUCCUCCUCGGACGAGGAAACUUCUUCUAGAGCGACAUCAAACAUUAUAGUACCUCCGCAAGCAGCGACACCCGCGAUGACGCAGCUAUUACCAUCAGCAGAUGAGUUAUUCGCCAGUAACACCAGCGGACGGAAAAACGAGCAAGUACCACGACCAGCAACCAAAGCGGUGAAAAAAGAGACGGGAGAGGCUGCUCGCAAACCUGCAAUUGCGCCGUUUGCACCGCCUCAGCUCCGCCGACCAAAUAUUUCGACAGAAGACCGAAGCUCGUGGAAUACGGACAAAACGAUAGCGUAUCAGAGGAAAGCCAAGGAAGGAGUGUGA